CAGCCUUGUCAGCGUUAGGAUCCGGGCUGCCAACCUCCGCGAUUUUGGGAUUCCCACCGGGCAGCGCCGUCCAAAGGCCACCCCGCAAGCUGAUAAAGCGAAAAAGAAACAAGUGGAAGAGCGGAAGAAAACUGGAUUCUCAUAAAACCCCUGGAUUAUCAGGUUUCUGCUGGACGCCACUUCCCAGAUGAUCCUCCGCUCCGGCCGCGCCUCGGUGGAAGGGCUCCGCCAGCACUCCUGUUUUAAAUCCUGACCUCGUCGGUUCCCCCUCUGAUUUUGGGAAAACCUGGAGCGGGUUUGGGAAGCACCAUGGUUUGGUGCCUGUGCUUAAUGUCCGAGGACGAGAAAAAUGCCAUGGUGAUCGAUAAAGAAAUCAGCCGGCUGCUCCAAGAACAGAAGAAACGAGAUCGGCAGGAGUUAAAGUUACUACUGUUGGGCACCGGGGAAGGUGGAAAAAGUACCUUCAUCAAACAGAUGAGGAUUAUCCAUGGAGUGGGAUUCACGGAAGACGAACGGAAGGAAUUUGCCAAAGUGGUCUAUCAAAACAUCUUCACCUCUGUCCAGGCCAUCAUCAAAGCUAUGGAGAGCCUGCAGAUUCCUUACGGCCAGGAGGAGAAUGCACAAAACGCCCGGCUGCUUCUGAGCGUUGAUGCCUACAAAGUGGCCUCCCUGGAGCCCCACCACGCCAGGAUCAUCAGUGGCCUCUGGAAGGAUGCUGGCAUCAGGACUUGUUAUAAGAGGAGAAGUGAAUUCCACCUGCUCGAUUCGACGUCCUAUUUCCUUUCGAAUCUGGAUCGCAUUGCUUCUGAGGGGUAUAUGCCAAACUCCCAGGAUAUUCUGAGAACUCGCGUGCCCACGACGGGCAUUAACGAGUACUGCUUCUCGAUGCAAAAGGUGACAUUAAGGAUCGUUGAUGUUGGUGGGCAGAAAACCGAACGCCGGAAAUGGAUCCACUGUUUCGAAAACGUGAUUGCCUUGAUCUACCUGGCCUCUCUGAGCGAAUAUGAUCAGAAGCUGGAGGAGAAUAAUACUGAAAACCGAAUGAGGGAGAGUUUAGAUCUCUUCAGGACCAUUCUGGAACUGCCCUGGUUCUGGAACAACUCGAUUAUCCUCUUCCUGAACAAAAUGGACAUCCUGGAGGAGAAAAUCCUCACCUCCGAUUUGGCUGCCUAUUUCCCCACUUUCCCAGGUCCCAAGCGAGACAUUCACGCGGCCAAAUGCUUCAUCCUGGAGAUGUACAGCGACAUCUUCCAUCAGUUUCUCGACGGGCCUCUAUGCAGCGGUUCCCCUUCGUCCUCCCGACCCCGGUUCCUUUACCACCAUUACACCUGCGCCACCGACACGCAGAACAUCUGCGCGGUUUUUGCAGAUAUCAAGGACGCCGUUCUGGCAAGCUACUUGGAAGAGUUUAACCUGGUUUGAAACAAGCCGGCUCCAGCUGCAUCACGGAAUUUCUGGGCUCGCCAUCCAGAUGUUGCCUCGGACUCGUGAGAAAGCGGAGAGACUGAAUUCACAAGGAAGCAUUCCUGUGGGUGGAGCCGGGGUGAAGGAGAGUCACUGUUUCUCAUAUCCUUUGCCCCGUCUUCCUGUGGGAACCUUGGAUAGAACUGGGGCAGAGGGGAUAUUCAGCCGGUUUGGAGCGGUUCGCCCGAACCGGUUGUGGAAAUUGCAGGCGGGGCUUCCCACCCGCUCCUGCUCUGUGCCGUCCUAUUUAGGCACGUUUUCAAGCCACGCGCAUGCCAGCAAGCCGCGCACGACAGUAAAGCACAUGCACGGAAGGCUGUGUGCAUGCGUUGAUGCGCCCGCUCACAUUUGCGAACCAGUUGGUGAAUGCCUCCCCUGAACUGGGGGCAAUCUAGAGUCCCACUGCUGGGCAGGAUUUUUUGAAAUAAUGUUGCAGCUGCACCACUGAGCAGAUGUAC
Messenger RNA from Thamnophis elegans (Western terrestrial garter snake), 1922 nucleotides. It is a transcript of the gene GNA15, whose product is annotated as G protein subunit alpha 15. The record is from RefSeq and is a predicted model, not a curated record. The transcript is spliced from 9 exons. Lineage: Eukaryota; Metazoa; Chordata; Lepidosauria; Squamata; Natricidae. The coding region runs from base 310 to 1422 and encodes 370 amino acids. Gene Ontology annotation, cellular component: heterotrimeric G-protein complex. Gene Ontology annotation, biological process: action potential; phospholipase C-activating dopamine receptor signaling pathway; adenylate cyclase-modulating G protein-coupled receptor signaling pathway. Gene Ontology annotation, molecular function: GTPase activity; guanyl nucleotide binding; G protein-coupled receptor binding.